AAUGGAUAUCGAUGUCGAUAAAGUAAGUAAUUUAAAAGUAUCAAGAUAAUUGAAAAACUUUUAGAAAGCAAAGGAGCUAAAUAAGGGAAAGCUGUAAAUCUAACAGAAAAUGAAAUACGUUCUUUGUGUGUAAAGAGCAGAGAAAUAUUUUUAAGUCAGCCAAUGUUGCUAGAAUUGGAAGCUCCAAUAAAGAUAUGUGGUAAAAUGUUUAAUAUAUGUAGGUGAUAUACAUGGAUAAUACACUGAUUUAUUGAGACUAUUUGAAUAUGGAGGGUUUCCACCUGAGGCUAAUUAUUUAUUUUUAGGAGAUUAUGUAGAUAGAGGAAGACAAUCAUUAGAAACAAUUUGUUUGUUGUUGGCUUAUAAAAUAAAAUACCCUGAAAACUUCUUUUUAUUGAGAGGGAAUCAUGAAUGCUCAUAAAUAAACCGUAUAUAUGGAUUUUAUGAUGAAUGUAAAAGAAGGUAUAAUAUAAAAUUGUGGAAAACUUUUACUGAUUCUUUUAAUUGUUUACCUGUAUGUGCAGUGAUAGAUGAGAAAAUUAUCUGUAUGCAUGGAGGACUUUCACCAGAAUUAACAAAUUUAGAGUAGAUUCAUAGAAUAAUGAGACCAAUAGAAGUACCAGAUACAGGAUUAUUGUGUGAUUUAUUAUGGUCAGAUCCAGAAAAGGAUAUUCAAGGUUGGUAAGGUAAUUUUUAUAUUAAAAUAACAUAAAGAUAACGAGAGAGGAGUUUCAUAUAUAUUUGGAACUGAUGUAAUAGCAAAUUUUUUGAAGAAGAAUGAUAUGGAUUUAGUUUGUAGAGCUCAUUAAGUUGUAGAAGAAGGAUAUGAAUUUUUUGCAAAAAGACAAUUAGUAACAUUAUUUUCAGCUCCAAAUUAUUGUGGAGAAUUUGAUAAUUCAGGUAUAAAAUUUAUAUAGUUUAUUUAAUAGGAGCAUUAAUGAGUGUGGAUGAAACUUUAAUGUGUUCAUUUCAAAUUCUAAAAUCAUAAGAUAAAAAAAAUGUUCCAUUAGGUAGACCAAGAACACCAAAAUACGUUAAUUGAU
Messenger RNA from Paramecium pentaurelia, 1043 nucleotides. NCBI's taxonomy places the organism in Eukaryota, Ciliophora, Oligohymenophorea, Peniculida, Parameciidae. The record is from the annotation of a GenBank genome assembly.